CCUCCUAGAAAAAGAGAACAGAAAUGAAGAUGACGACGAAUUCCGAAGAAGAAGAUUUAUUUCAAUUCCUUUACCUCCUUAGGAAUUCUUCUUCUUCAGAAUUCAGAAGUUGAUUUUCGGAAAGGAGAGAUUUCAUCAAAUCAAAAUCAAGGGAUUGGAAAUUGAAAUUGGGUUUUUUUUGAUUGAUUGAUUUCUAGAAGACAAAAAACAAUCGAAUCAAAUGGCUUCUUCUUCUUUAGGAAUCAGAUGUGGAGGUUCGAUUCUGAAAUCAUCUAUUGAAUCCUCAUCUUCAUCUUGUACUUGCCUUCAUUUUCAGAAUCAUCAUCUCAAAUUCAAUCAGCAGAAGCAGAAGAGACUCAGUAUACAAAGAUGUUCGGUUUUGAAUAAUCAUCACAGGGGAUCAGUAGUGACUAAUUGCUCUGCAUCUACAACAACAGCUUACUUGGAUACUGUUUUUGGAACAGAAAUGAAGAAGAAGGAGAAUCAACAGAUACAGAAUAAUGAAGCAGCAGAAGUUGUCAGAGAAAUCAAGGUUGGAGUGUAUGCAGAUGAGGACGAGGAUGAAGAGAAGGUACCUUCUGCUCCAAUCUCUGCUGACAAGCUUGAUGAGUGGAUGACAUUUUCAGUUCCUGAGAUUGUGAAGAACAUAGGAGAGGCUCCGCUACUGGUUCAUAUUUACUCAUCAAUAAGUAAAGGAGUUGGGGGAAUUUCAUCAAUUGGAUCUAAUUCUGCGUCUACUGCUGCUGCGGAACCAGUGCUUGAGAAAACAAAAGCUGACGCGGAGAGUUGGAAUGGUGUUACAAAGAGAUGGGAAGAAGGGAGUCCUGUACCUGAUGGUAUUAUCUUGGUUGAACAGCUAAAGGUUGAGGAGAAUGACGGUGGCGAGGAGGAUGAAAGUGACGUAAUUGCCGCUUCUGAUAUGAGUGGCGGUGGCAGCAGUAGCACGAAGACAUGGGGGGUGGUUAUCCAAGGGAGAGGAGUUGAAUCUGCAUCAUCUUGUUAUAUUCUGAAAACAUGUAGAGUUGGGUCAUCACUUGGGUUCUGCACUCACUUCUGCUUGGCUAGAGCCAAGUGUUUUGGCGAAAGCGCGGAUUUGCAGCUCAAGUACUCAUGGUUACUUGGUCAAUGAAUUCGCAAUUAGAACAAGGCCGUGACGGUGGUGCUGCGCGGAUUUGGGAGAAAGAAGCAGUGGGGGAAUGUACAUAGAUAUGAACAGUUUUAAAGGAGAGUAGUUGAUAUGAUUUAAUACCCUCAAAUUGGGUUUGUAAUUGUCUGGAUGAUUUCAUACAGCAAUACAAGAUUGAUGUAACAAAUGCUUCAUUCGAAUACAAAUAAAGUAGAACUUCUUAGGCAGCGUGCAAUCUCGCU
Messenger RNA from Papaver somniferum (opium poppy), 1368 nucleotides. RefSeq lists its product as uncharacterized. The record is from RefSeq and is a predicted model, not a curated record. Bases 221 to 1129 code for a protein of 302 amino acids. NCBI's taxonomy places the organism in Eukaryota, Viridiplantae, Streptophyta, Magnoliopsida, Ranunculales, Papaveraceae. The transcript has 2 exons.